Monopterus albus (swamp eel) is the source of this 3365-nucleotide messenger RNA. RefSeq names its product ankyrin repeat domain 44 (gene ankrd44). The coding region runs from base 250 to 3225 and encodes 991 amino acids. The record is from RefSeq and is a predicted model, not a curated record. Gene Ontology annotation, molecular function: protein binding. NCBI's taxonomy places the organism in Eukaryota, Metazoa, Chordata, Actinopteri, Synbranchiformes, Synbranchidae. The transcript has 28 exons.
CCCCGCCACAGUGCGCCUCCGAGCGACCGCCUCGGCUCAGCAGCGACGCCGCAGUGAAGCGGUGCUGAUGGCCCUGGUACUCGGCCCGGCCUUCAUCAUCACCACCCUCAUCAACCUGCGUAUCUGCUAGAGAACUACAGGAAGCCAUAUACAUUAGAGAAGGGGAGGAGGAGCCGGGGCUCGGGCGCAGCAUCGCUCCGGGCUUGGUGCUGCGGUGUCGGAGGGAGCGGAUGAGCAGCUGACCCAGAGAUGGCUGUCCUCAAACUGGCCGACCAGCCUCCUCUCAUCCAGGCGAUUUUCAGCGGAGACCCUGAAGAGAUCCGUAUGCUCAUAUACAAGUCUGAAGACAUCAAUGCUCUGGAUCCAGAGAAGCGCGCCCCGCUGCACGCAGCGGCCUUCCUGGGCGAUGCCGAGAUCACAGAGCUCCUCAUCCUCUCCGGGGCUCGGGUCAACGCCAAAGACAAUAUGUGGCUCACCCCUCUCCAUCGUGCCGUGGCAUCUCGGAGCGAGGAGGCAGUGCGAGUUCUGAUCCGCCACUCAGCCGAUGUCAACGCUCGGGACAAGAACUGGCAGACUCCGCUGCAUGUCGCUGCAGCCAAUAAUGCACUGCGAUGCGCUGAGGUCAUCAUCCCACUGCUGAGUAGCGUCAAUGUGUCGGACCGCGGCGGACGCACCGCCCUGCACCACGCUGCCCUCAAUGGCCACACCGAGAUGGUGAACCUCCUCCUCGCUAAAGGAGCCAACAUCAACGCCUUCGACAAGAAGGACGGCCGGGCGCUGCACUGGGCAGCUUUCAUGGGUCAUCUGGAUGUGGUGUGUCUCCUGGUGAGCCAGGGAGCAGAGAUCAGCUGUAAGGACAAAAGGGGAUACACCCCCCUCCACACGGCAGCCUCCAGCGGGCAGAUCGCUGUGGUCAAACACCUGCUCAACCUGGCUGUGGAGAUAGAUGAGGCCAACGCAUUUGGGAACACGGCGCUCCACGUGGCCUGUUUCAACGGUCAGGAUGCUGUCGUCAGCGAGCUGAUCGACUACGGGGCCAAUGUCAGCCAGCCCAACAACAAGGGCUUCACCCCGCUGCACUUCGCCGCUGCCUCUACACAUGGAGCGCUCUGCCUGGAGUUCCUGGUCAACAACGGAGCUGACGUCAAUGUGCAGAGUCGGGAUGGAAAGAGUCCCCUCCACAUGACGGCAGUUCACGGUCGCUUCACUCGCUCGCAGACCCUCAUCCAGAAUGGUGGGGAAAUCGACAGCGUGGACAAGGACGGCAACACCCCUCUUCACAUUGCUGCCCGCUACGGUCAUGAGCUCCUCAUCAACACGCUCAUCACCAGUGGAGCAGACUGCACCAGACGAGGAGUCCAUGGCAUGUUCCCGCUCCACCUGGCCGCCCUGAAUGCUCACUCCGACUGCUGCAGGAAGCUGUUGUCUUCAGGUCGGAGGUUUAGCAUAAUGUGUAACGACUCGGUCCUGUCUGCAGGCUUCCAGAUAGACACUCCUGACAGUCUGGGGAGGACAUGCCUGCACGCCGCUGCUGCCGGAGGCAAUGUGGAGUGUGUGAAACUGCUCCUGAGCAGCGGUGGAGACCACAAUAGGAAGGACAACUGCGGCAGAACUCCCCUCCACUACGCAGCUGCCAGCCGACACUACCAGUGUCUGGAAACACUGGUGGCUUGUGGCACCGCCAUCAACGCCAUUGACAAAUGGGGGCGCUCUGCCCUGCACUACGCCGCUGCCUCGGACCUGGACAGGAGGCGACGUGUUGCUCUGGAGCCAGAGAGUGAAGGAGUUCAGGCGGAGAGAGAGAAGGAGGCAGCGCUAUGUUUGGAGUUCCUGCUGCAGAGCGGAGCGACGGCCUCUCUGAAGGACAAACAGGGCUACAGUCCGGUCCACUACGCCGCAGCCUACGGACACAGGCACUGUCUGGAACUGCUGCUGGACAGAGACGACAGUCACCAAGACGACCCCAAAUCUCUGAGUGCCAGGAGCCCGCUGCAUCUUGCUGCGUACCACGGUCACGCCCAGGCGCUGGAGGUGCUGCUGCAGGGGGGGCAGGAGGUGGACCAGUGGGACGAGGCGGGGAGGAGCCCCCUGGCCCUGGCCGCUCUGCGGGGACACAGCGACUGUGUUCACACCCUCCUCAGCCAGGGGGCGUCACCACGCACCACCGACACCCAGCAUGGACGCACCCCUGUGCACCUGGCAGUGAUGAACGGCCAUACGACGUGCGUGCGCCUCCUGCUGGAUGAAUCUGACAGUGCAGACCUCGUAGAUGCUGCUGACUCUCAGGGACAGACUCCUCUGAUGCUGGCGGUGGCAGGAGGUCACGUUGACGCAGUGUCACUGCUGUUAGAGAGGGAGGCCAACGUCAACAUGGCCGAUAAACACGGCCUCACUGCGCUGCACCUCGGGCUGCUGUGUGGUCAGGAGGAGUGUAUCCAGUGUCUGUUGGAGCAGGAAGCUUCUGUUCUGCUCGGCGACUCUCGGGGGCGUACGGCCAUCCACCUGGCCGCGGCCCGAGGCCACGCCUCUUGGCUGAGCGAGUUGCUGAGCAUUGCCUGCUCAGACCCGGGGUCCCUGCCGCCACUUAGAGACCACAGCGGAUACACACCGCUGCACUGGGCCUGCUACUACGGCCAGGAGGGGUGUGUAGAGGUCCUGCUGGAGCAGAAAGGUUGUCGCUGUAUCGAUGGGAACCUGUUCACCCCUCUGCACUGUGCUGUGGUGAAUGAUCAUGAGUCCUGUGCUUCUCUGCUGCUGGAGGCCAUGGGUUCAGACAUCGCUGGCUGCAGGGACUCUAAGGGCAGGACUCCUCUUCAUGCUGCAGCAUUCGCAGGCCACGUCGACUGCGUCCAGCUGCUCCUUUCCCAUGAUGUACCUGUUGAUGCUGUAGACCAGUUGGGGCGAACCGCACUGAUGAUGGCAGCCGGGAAGGGCAGGGUCGGAGCUCUCGAGGUGCUGUUGACUGGCUCCAGCCUCAGUCUCACGGACAGAGAUGGCAACACCACCCUGCACCUUGCUUGCAGUAAUGGAAAGGAAGAGUGUGUGCUGUUGAUCCUGGAGAAGCUGUCGGACAGUGCGCUCAUAAAUGCCACAAAUGCAGCGCUGCAAACUCCUCUCCACUUGGCGGCUCGUAGCGGUCUGAAGCAGGCGGUCCAGCAACUGCUGUCCCGAGGAGCCAACGUUCAGACGGUGGAUGACCACGGACAUGAGCUUCACCAGUGCUGACAAUCGAUGACUGUCACACCAGUUCCUGAUGCAGUACGACAUGCUGAGGGCUGUUUGUCAGCUGUUGUUUUAUAUAAACUGUACAACUAUAAAAAUCUGUUUGAAGUUACUCCGGUGCAGGUGCCUCUUAAUUCUCCACG